AUGUUCUAUUUCAAUGCCAUCAAAUGUUUAUGUUUGAUAUUAUUCUUUUCAGAGUUUAAAAAUAUAUAUUUCCAAAUUAAUGUUUUUUCCUUUGUUGCGAAACUGUUUUCCAUUUUUUUGACAAACUCAGGAAUAAAAAGGAAACAUGCUACUGUUCAUUAUUCUAUCAUCGUUUUCAGUUGCUCAUUUCGCUCCAUUCGUUUUGUUGUUGGCGACAUGGAGUCUUUUGAAGUGAAAGGGGAUGAAUCACUUCGAUUUAAAAUCACACAUCCAUGUGUGCAAGACUCAAAUUACGUGAAAGAGAAUCUUUCAAAUAACAAAGUUAAUUUCUGUUUUCUUCACAAUCGCUUUGAAUUUAUACAUCAAUCUGACCAGAUCAUAUCAAGGUGUGGACAAUGUCUUCGGCUUAUUGGUCCAUCAAAUAGAGAGACGAUUUGCACCGUAUCAGGUUAUUUUACAAUGUCAUCUUCCUCGAAUACCACAGACAAUUUUGAAAAUGUCAUUGCAGUACCAAAAAACUUAUAUUCUCUAAUAUCUACCAACAUUGAAACGGAUUCUAGUUGGUUCUCACAAGUGACAGUCAACACGGGAGAUUGCAAUUUUAUCAACUCUCCAACACUUCUCCAAAUGAAAAAUGAAAGUGACUUUGCAAUACAAGCCUUUAAUUUUAACAAACCUUUAAAAAAACUUCAAAUAGGAUAUGAAGAUGUACAUGUAUCUGAAGAUCACAUGUUCCAUUUCAAAAAACAACCAACUGGGAAGGUUAAAGUGGAGUCUUAUUACGGCGAUAUCAUUUCUGGUAAUUUUGAUGAUUUUGAUGGUACCAAGCUGGACCUUGGAGAUCAAUUUCCAAAAACAAAUGACGAAAACUGCCCAUUCAUGCCAAACGUUCACAUUUACCAAAACACUUCAACACGAGAAAAAAACGACUUUAUUAAAUGGGGAUUUUACCAGACAAACCCCGACUUCACAGUGGAUGAUGUUGAAGAAAAAGAUGAUGGAAUUGAUUUUGUUUCUAAAGGAGGACGCAUGACAAUAGCCCUUCGAUACAACUCCCCAAUUCAAAUGGGAAAAUACUACAGUGAGUUGAUUAUUGAGAGUGAGAUUAACGGAUCCUUUAAUCUACUAAUGGCCAAUAUGGCGUUAAACAGAAAGAAAGAAAAUAUAUACAAUUUCGAUAUUGAGAAAGUUGAUGUGUUACUAAAGAAUAUAACAAUUGAAGAAGAAGUUGAUGGUGUGAAAACAAAAAAGAUAAGAGUAUUCUUUAGUAAAGGAAGUCGGGCGUUUUCUAACUUGCUGAUGAUCACCUUUUUCACCUCCAAAGGAAACAAACUUUCAAUUAAAAAUGCUUACAUUAAACCAAGACUUCAAAAAAAGGAAUUGGAGUGUCCAAUUGACAGUCUUGAUUGUAAAACCACUGAAUGUGAAAUAGAUUCACAGGAGACUGAAUUAUUUCAGAAAGAGUGUCAACCAUAUUGUGGGGCCUGUAAGACGGGGUUUCAAUGUUCGUCCCAAGGGAAGUGUGUAACACAAGAUAAUACCAACUCCAGAAAUCAAGGAAGUUUGAUGAUGAUUCUGGCAUGUGUUGUACUUCUCUUCUUUGUUUGA
Molecule: messenger RNA, 1608 nt
Organism: Entamoeba invadens IP1
Lineage: Eukaryota; Evosea; Mastigamoebida; Endamoebidae
Exons: 4
Coding region: 1-1608 (535 amino acids)
Source: RefSeq, a predicted model, not a curated record